This is a messenger RNA of Hymenoscyphus albidus, 573 nucleotides long. NCBI's taxonomy places the organism in Eukaryota, Fungi, Ascomycota, Leotiomycetes, Helotiales, Helotiaceae. The record is from the annotation of a GenBank genome assembly.
AUGUCUAAGCAUCAUCUCGUGAAAAAUUUCACCUCCAGUUUUUCCAAUAAAGCUAUCAUGGCCAUUAGUCUUCUGGUUCAAGUGGCGGUGAUAUAGACUUACGACUCAUCCAUUUCCGGUUGUCGUGCAUGGCGUAAAGGGUUCUCGCGGGUGGGCGGUGAUGUAUUGAAUGCUGGACUUGGGGUUUCUCUUGAUUUUCUGCCGUCUUUGUUAGCUUCCAGCGUGAGUCACUCUGGGUAGAAAUCAUACGGAGCGGGCGCGGCAGCCGUCGCAGAGGUUGCUUGCGUUCUGAUUGUUGUUGAGCCUUUCUUGACCAUUGCCGCUGCUGAUGGGGCGGGCGAUGUUGUGAAGGGACGAGUAUUGCAUCUUGACUGCUGGCGUAAUGUGCGUACAGCACUUCUCGCCGGGUAUGAUCGAAGCAUGUUGAAGAUUGGGAGGGAAGAAGUCGGAAGAGAGGGAGAAAGAAAGAAAGAGGAUGGGGUCUCUCCUUGGCCCUUUGGCUCAACUCAAUGGGAGAAUGCGGAGCGCAACAAUGCAAUUGCGGAGGAUGCGGAUAUAUUGCUGGUGUGGUAG